AUGGCAACAGCAGAACAUACGUCCAACAGCUCAGAGUUCCAAGCGUCUGAGUUCAUCCUGCUGGGCUUCCCAGGCAUUCCUGAGUUCCAGCACUGGCUCUCCUUGCCUUUGGCUCUGCUUUACACUGUGGCUCUUGGUGCUAAUCUCCUAGUCUUCAUCACCAUCUCCAAUGAGCCUUGCCUGCAUCAGCCAAUGUAUAAGUUUCUUGGUAUGUUGGCUUCAGUAGGUAUUGGCUUGGCUACCACCAGCAUUCCCAAGAUCCUGGCCAUCCUGUGGUUUGAUGACGAAGCCAUCAGCCUCCCUCCGUGUUUUGCUCAAAUCUAUGCUAUCCACUCUUUUAUGUGCAUGGAGUCAGGCACCUUCCUAUGUAUGGCAGUGGAUAGAUAUGCAGCCAUUUGUUAUCCCCUUCAAUAUCCCAUAGUUACUGAACCAUUUGUUAUCAGAGCCACGUACUCAUGCUGCUCAGGAAUGGCCCUGUUAACUAUUCCAGUGCCUGUACCAGCUGCCCAUAGACAGCACUGCUCCAGGAACGAAAUAGAUCACUGCCUUUGCUCUAACUUGGGUGUCAUUAGUCUGGCCUGUGAUGAUAUCACUGUUAACAGGUUCUACCAGUUGGCCUUGGGCUGGCUUGUGGUUGGAAGUGACAUGAUUCUGGUCUUUGCUUCCUAUGCUUUGAUUAUUCGCUCAGUGCUCAGGCUCAACUCCACUGAAGCAAUAUCUAAGGCCCUCAGUAUUAGCUCCCACCUCAUCUUCAUUCUGUUUUACUACACAGCUAUUAUUGUAUUAUCUGUCACUCACCUAGCAAGAAGGAAGGUUCCCCUCAUCCUUCUCCUCAAUGUGCUGCACAUCUUUAUUCCGCCAUCGCUUAACCCCAUGAUAUAUGCCCUUAGGACUCAGGAGCUGAGGCUGGGCUUCCAGAAGGUGUUUGGCUUGAGUGAGUAUGUGUCCAGGAAGUAA
This is a messenger RNA of Psammomys obesus (fat sand rat), 957 nucleotides long. Its product is annotated as olfactory receptor 688. Gene Ontology annotation, cellular component: membrane. NCBI's taxonomy places the organism in Eukaryota, Metazoa, Chordata, Mammalia, Rodentia, Muridae. Gene Ontology annotation, biological process: G protein-coupled receptor signaling pathway. Gene Ontology annotation, molecular function: olfactory receptor activity. The record is from RefSeq and is a predicted model, not a curated record.